Trichoplax adhaerens is the source of this 924-nucleotide messenger RNA. RefSeq lists its product as uncharacterized. NCBI's taxonomy places the organism in Eukaryota, Metazoa, Placozoa, Uniplacotomia, Trichoplacea, Trichoplacidae. Gene Ontology annotation, biological process: transcription by RNA polymerase III. The record is from RefSeq and is a predicted model, not a curated record. Gene Ontology annotation, cellular component: RNA polymerase III complex. The transcript has 8 exons. Bases 1 to 924 code for a protein of 307 amino acids.
AUGAACAACAUUGAUAGUGAUUUUAGCUUAGUCGAUUUAGAAAAAAAGAUUCUUACGUUAUGCCAAAGCCAUCCUAAAGGACUGACGGAUAGCAUUCUGCAAGAUGAAAUGCCCAAUGUCAAUGUUGAACAAAGAGUUUCAGCAUUAAAUCGAUUGCUAUCAGCUGGCAACUUGGAUUUGUUUAAAUCUGAUUCUCAGCUAAUCUAUAAACUUAAAGAUCCGGAUCUUGUAAGCAAAAAUGCAAUAUGUGAAAAUACACAGGAGAAAUUAGUAUACCAAGUUAUUGGAGAUGCUGGCAAUAAAGGAAUAUGGAGCCGGGAUAUUAGAUUAAAAUGCAACUUGCAAAUGACACAGCUAAAUAAAAUCCUAAGAAAUUUGGAAAGCAAGAAAUUAAUUAAAGCGGUCAAAUCAGUUACGGCUUCUAAGAAGAAAUUAUAUAUGUUAUUCAAUCUUGACCCCGAUAUUUCAGUAACGGGUGGGGCUUGGUAUAGCGAUCAAGACUUUGAAUCUGAAUUUGUGGAAGUACUAAAUCAGCAAUGUUACAGAUGUUUAGUACAAAAGGUAGAAGAGUCACUAAACCUAUGUGUAAAUCAACCUCGAAUUAGUCUUAAUAAUUCUUUCGCCUCAUCAGAAGAAGUUUGGAAAAUUAUAACGAAUCUAAAAAUAAGCAAAGUCACUCUCACAGUUACAGAUAUCGAAACCAUAUUAAACACCUUAAUUUAUGAUGGUAAAGCUGAGAUGAAAAUAGAAAGUGACCCUGAUGGCCAAGAAUUCAAGCUUUAUCGUGCUGUUAAACCUAUAAUUGACGCAAGUGGUCUAGAAAAGACGCCUUGUGGUAUUUGCCCAGUUAUAGACCAGUGUUAUGAAAAUGGAGCAAUUUCUCCUGCUACGUGUAUUUAUAUGAAGGAAUGGCUUGAAUCCUAA